Messenger RNA from Cryptococcus amylolentus CBS 6039, 639 nucleotides. RefSeq lists its product as hypothetical. The record is from RefSeq and is a predicted model, not a curated record. NCBI's taxonomy places the organism in Eukaryota, Fungi, Basidiomycota, Tremellomycetes, Tremellales, Cryptococcaceae. The coding region runs from base 1 to 639 and encodes 212 amino acids. The transcript is spliced from 3 exons.
AUGGGUAGGACAGUAGGCUUACCGUACCACCUCGGCUACCCUCUCCUCUCAUGCACCCUCCUCGCCGUAGCCGCUUUCGCCAGCGCCGAUUCCGUCUGGUACGUCUCUGUCGCUACCGAAGAUACCAUCGUGCGCUUCGCCUCUCAAAACUACUGCGGCUACAACGUCUCCAACCUCGAGAUCACCGGAAAACUCGGGUGUAUCUUUCGUGGGUUUCAGUGGCAGAUACCUACGGGUUAUUUCGGGUUCACUGUACCGAAUGAUAUCAAUAUGAAUUUGGGGAGGGUGGUGGUUUGUAAUGUCGUUGCCUUCUCCCUCGUCCUCAUCUCCGGCGCCCACCACGCCUACACAAUUCGCUACUCCUACCGCGCCUCCCCCGCCCCCAACGCAGACAAACUCUACUCCCUCGCCAUGCUUCACUUCAUCUCCGUCACCGUCUGCUUCGCCUUCACCUGGAUCGCCUUUAUCGCCCAAGCAGCCGUCAUCGGCCAUUCGGUGAGCCAGUCGAAUAGCUUGAUAGAUGAAGGGGGUGUAGCUGUUUAUUGGGGGCAGAGCGCGUUUUUGGUUUUGGCGGCUGCUGUGGUGCAUACGGGGUGGGGGUAUGAGGCUGUUAGGUGGAGGGUGAGUCUGUUGGGCUGA